ACAGUGCAGUCACAUUAUCGCUAUUUCUUCAGCAUUUCGCGGGAUCUGCAAUUUUUAUUGGCGAAUAUUUCCAUUUUACCCGGUUUUUAACUGACUAGAGUGAAUUUUGGAAGACAUACAACUCUUUUCACUGCCCAUUGCCUUGAUAGCAGUACUGUUAAUCGAUUAACAAAUAUUUACUUGACCACUUAAAAUGUCUGCUGAAGCCGAAGCAAUUGUCACAACGGCCGCCGCCGAUGUGUCAUCACCCAGCAAGACAGUGGCCGUUGAGCCCGUAGCUGCUGAUACAACACCAGAAAAUGUUCCAGCGGUUUCUACCGAGGGCACCGGAAAGGAGGAACAGGAACGUGCUGAGAAAAUACUGAAGGGCAAGGAGCUGUUUAGCCAAGGAUCGCGCAACUUCCUGGUGAAGAGUUACGACGAGGCUGCCGACGAGCUGAGCCAGGUGUGCCAGCUAUAUGAGGAGGUGUACGGGGAGCUGGCUGAUGAGCUAGGACAGCCCCUGUUGCUCUAUGCAAAGGCUCUGAUUGCCAUGGCUCUGGAUGAGAACAAAGUAAUCGAUGUGCCCGAUGAGGCUGCCGACGAUGAUGACGAGGAUAUGGACGACGAUGAAGAAGAAGGCGCAGAAGAUGGUGCGUCCAAGAAGGAGGACAUUAAAGAGGAAAAGAAAGAGACCAAGGAAGCAGCAAAUGGUGCGAGCAGCACAAAUGGAAAAGAGCUGGAUACCAUAAAGGAGGGUUCCGAUGAGGCCGACUCCACUGGGGAAGCUGAGCAAGCUCAGAGCGAGGAGAAGACCUCCAAAAAGGCACCCACUGGUGUUGAUGAGGUCAGCAGUAGCAAUGGUGGUGGAGGAUCUACCGUCAACGAUGACGAGCGUCCAAGCACAUCAAAUGGUGAAGUGACGGCUAGUUGCUCCAACGGAGCUGGAGCAACCGGUGAGGAGGAGCCAGAAGAAGAAGAAGGAGUUAGCGGUAGUUUGCAGUUGGCCUGGGAGAUUCUAGAGGCGGCUGCCCAGAUAUUCACACGUCAGGGUCUAAGUGGUCUGCCAUAUUUGGCUGAAGUUCAGACGGAGCUGGCCAACAUUGAGUUCGAAAACGGCAUACUCGAGGCAGCACGGGAGGAUUAUGAGAAAGCGUUGAAAAUUCACGGCGAGCUGCCUACACAGAACCGACGUGCUUUGGCCGAGUUGCACUAUAAGAUCGGGCUGACCUAUUUGAUGCAGCAACUUAAUAAGGAGGGGGCCACAGCCCUGCGACACUCGAGCGCGUUGAUCGAAGAGGAAAUAGCCGAGAUCAAGGGCAAGGAUGAACCCAGUGAGCGCGACAGAAAUAAUAUGCUAGAUCUGGAGGAGACCAAGCAGGAGAUUUUGGCCAAGAUACAGGAAAUCGAAGAGAUGCAGGCUCAGACCAUUGCCGAAGUGCGAGCUGCCCUGGAUAGCUACAUCAAGCCAAUGAGCAGUGGGGAUGCUGGAGCAGCUUCCUCCUCGUCAUCGUCGUCUUCUUCAGCAGCAGCCGCAAAUGGAGCCGCCAGCUCCUCAUCGUCCUCCUCCAAAGGCUCUGCGGCAGCUUCUUCAUCGGCCAUCAGUAGCAGUUCGGCCAAGCCCACAGACAUCACACAUUUGAUCAAGCGCAAGAAGCCCGAGGAGCCCAGCUCGGAGGCCGAAGCUCUCUGCUCGCCAGCUAAGCGGGCUGCUGUCUAAGGGGGGACAUUCCAGUUGCCCAGUGGCACACCCACUCACAACCACAACCACAGACAACACACACCCCACACAUCAGCUACUUAAACCAACUCACACGCAUUCAACACCAUUCAACUGUUCUAUUCCUCGAUCCUAUUUAUACUAUUUGUUUGCUGUUUUCUACCAAAAUUCUCUGUAAGUCUGUAAGUUUACAAUCACAAUUAGUGCUAAGUGCGUACAUAAAAUAAUGUUUUGUAUUAAACGAAAAAACGAAGAAGGAUGGCAAAAAGUGUAAACAAUAAAUACGGGAGAUUUCCCCAAGAAAGUUA
Drosophila eugracilis is the source of this 2007-nucleotide messenger RNA. RefSeq names its product protein NASP homolog (gene Nasp). Gene Ontology annotation, cellular component: nucleoplasm. Gene Ontology annotation, molecular function: histone binding. The coding region runs from base 194 to 1699 and encodes 501 amino acids. The transcript is spliced from 5 exons. The record is from RefSeq and is a predicted model, not a curated record. Gene Ontology annotation, biological process: CENP-A containing chromatin assembly; DNA replication-dependent chromatin assembly. Lineage: Eukaryota; Metazoa; Arthropoda; Insecta; Diptera; Drosophilidae.